AUGCCUUCCUACGAACAGGUGGUGCAGAUUGACCAGCAGUCCACAUAUGGUCUCGCAAUCGGCAUGACUCUUUGGGCGUAUGACUGGAUGCUUACGCUCCAGCAAGAAACACAGUAUGUGUGGUAUAGCAAGUGGACCCCGGGCAAAAUCCUUUUCCUCGCUGUCCGAUAUGGCGGAUUCUCCACACUCAUUGUUUAUCUAUAUGUUGUUGCUGGUGCGGAUGUCACUCAAAGUCGAUGCACUUUUGCGCUCUAUUGGGCACUAUGCAACCAAGUUGUUGCAAUCGGAGCUGCAAGUGUGAUUCUAGCUCUCCGCACAUACGCGGUUUGGAACCGUAAUCGGAUCGCAGCUGGAGUUAUCCUCGCCGCGUGGCUUGCUAUGGUCGGAUGUGCCCUCAGAUUCCUCGUAAUGGCGAUUCAGGGUGUGACUGUCGAUAACCUCGACUUGGGUCUACGCGGAUGCUCAGCGACAAACACGUCCACAUCUUCCACCGCGGCACUGCGGAUGUAUAUCACGCUUGGCGCUUAUGAGGGCUUAAUCUUCGCCAUGACUGUCGCCCGUGGUGUCCCGCUCGCACACAAGUUGCCUAAGUUGACGGUUACUCUAUAUCGGGAUGGUUUGGCCGUUGGCAACGCGGUGUUGACUAGCGAAGACUACCCAACUUACUACCUCACUUAUUUCAUCAGUCUGGCUUGCUCCUCUGUCCUCCCCGCCCGCAUUGUCCUGAACAUCCGAGAAGCAACAAUAGAUCUCGAUGAGUGGGACGUAACUACUGCCAAGCCUGUUACAGUCCAGGCUCACGUACCAUUUCAACGCUCAAGAUCAAGAAUGAUGGGCGACGACUGGGGGCUUGAAGACGAUUAG
Molecule: messenger RNA, 864 nt
Organism: Dacryopinax primogenitus
Lineage: Eukaryota; Fungi; Basidiomycota; Dacrymycetes; Dacrymycetales; Dacrymycetaceae
Exons: 9
Coding region: 1-864 (287 amino acids)
Source: RefSeq, a predicted model, not a curated record